GUAUUUUCAAAAAUCUUUCAUUUGUUUUAAGUUUGAACCUAACUCAUGUAAAGUUGCAAAAGGCACUGAGACAAAACCGCACACGUAUCUUUUACCCUACCACCAUUGAUAUUCUCCCCAUUUUUCUUCUUCUCUAAACAAAACAAUAGCUUUGUCUUCAGGCAAAGCAAGAACCUUGGGAUUGGGAAAGAUGGUUCAGAGGAAGACUUGUCUAGUACUCGAGUCUUCUUUCAAUUCCCAACCAGCUGAAACUCGAUUCGGGCAAGAACAUCUCAAAAACCUUGGACCGGAGAUGAUGAUGAUGAAGAGAACAAAGCCUAGGAGGAAGCUUAAAGACAAUACUACCGUUUCUUCUCAAUCAGGUAAGUCACAAGCAACACCAAAGCAUGAUCUUGUUGUUAAAGUGACAGGUGGUUCACCUAAUUACAUGAAAGGCACCAGUAGCUCCGAGGCAAGAAAGGAGAACAAGAAAAGACUUAAUCUAUCUAGGAAUCAGAAGAACCAAACCGGUUCAAAACAUGAUUCUCGUUAUGGAGUUAACAAGGAUAGAUGUAAUAACAAGCCGAGUUCUAGGAUCGGUAGGGGUUUGACAAAGGCUCCUAGUUUCAAGAGAUGCUCACAGAGAGCUACUUGUUCUUCGACUCUAAAAGAUUCCAAGUUUCCAGAGUAUCUGAUGCUUAAUCAUGGCGAGACAUAUGAUCAAGUUAAUGGAACCUCUGUUUUGAAAGUUUGCCCUUACACGUAUUGUUCGCUCAACGGCCAUCUUCACUCCGUGCAGUAUCCUCCUCUGAAAAGCUUUAUAUCCUCGAGGAGACAGAGUUUGAAGUCCCAGAAGAGUGUGAAUAUGGAAGCUUCUAAGGAAGAGUUUGUGAAGAUAAGUAUAGAGGGGAAGAAAGAGUUUGAUCAUGGAAAUGGAGGUGCUUUUGAGGUUGAUAUAUAUACCCAAAUCUCGGAAACUGUUUCUGAAGGAGCACCCCGUUCUGAAACUGAUUCUGAUGAUUACUCUGAUAGUGCUGAGAUGGUAAUGUCUUCAGAAGGUGAUCAUGACAUCGAGUUAAAAGAAUCUGGUUUGAAGGAGACUUUGGUAGAUGAGGUUCAAGAGAAAGCAAACAGAGAUGGAGAUGCUUAUCUUUCAAAAGAAUCUGAUUUGGAGGAGACUUUGGUAGAGGACUCUAUGAGUGAGAUUCAAGAUAUAGGAAACAGAGAUGCUGAUAAAUCUUGUUGCUUUGAUUCUGAAGUUAUCAGUAUAAUCAAGAAAUCAGAAGCAGAUAAUGCAAUUAAGGAGACUUUGGUAGAUGAAUCUGUGAAAGAUAUCGAAGAGACAGCAAACAUAGAUGGGGAUGCUAAUCAAUCUGCUUGCUUUGAUUCUGAAGUUACCGAUAUGACCAAGAACUCAGAAGCAGAUAACGCAAUGGAGGAGACUUUGGUAGAUGACUCUGUGAAAGAGAUCCAAGAUAAAGAAAACAAAGAUGAAGAUGUUGAUCAAUCUAGUUGCUUUAUUUCAGAAGUUAUCGAUAUGACAAAGAACUCAACAGCAGGUAAUGCUAUUGAUGAUAAAGAUGAUGCUGGUGAAGAGACAUUAAAGGAUGAAGCUGAAGAUUGCAAAGAGGAGUCUCAAGACCAGAGUCACCAGACUGAAGUUAUAUUGAUGACAGAAGAAAACACAAAGGUUCCAUUUAACCGUACACGAAAACCCUGCAACCAAGAAGAGACAGACUCUACAAUUUCAUGGACUAUCAUCAAAUGCAAGAAACCUGUUGCAGAGACAGAGGAUUUAAGAGCAUUCAACCCAAGAGAACUUAAUUACCUUCCAAUUGUAGUGGAGGAGGAUGCUGAAAAGGUGGACCUCAAGCAUCAAGACAUAGAUGAGAGGAGAAACUCAGAGGAUUGGAUGCUCGAUUAUGCUCUGCAGCGUGCUGUUAGUAAACUUGCCCCAGCAAGGAAGAAAAAAGUUGCAUUACUCGUCGAGGCAUUUGAAACUGUGCAACCUAUUAUACCACAUGGAAGACACCUUCAAGCCUGCAAUUAAGAAAGGUCCAGGGAUGAUACAAGAAAGGCAACUUAAGGAAGAUGAAUGACUUUUAGUUAUUUAUUUACCUUCAAAAAUCAAACCCAAGUGUAAACUUUGAUGGUUUAUUUCCUAGCUCUGUGUGUGGUAGUUAUGCUCCUCAAUCUAUGAGGACUAGUGUGCUUGCUUGAGGACUAAGUUCUGGGACAAUCAUAUGAGUUUGUCUAGUUCUUCUAUAUAACUAUUUAGAAUUGUGAAACAAUCACAUGCCGUUUGUCACCAGUUGGUAUGAAUGUUUGAGUGUUGUUUUCAUCAUCUAA
Messenger RNA from Camelina sativa (false flax), 2328 nucleotides. The record is from RefSeq and is a predicted model, not a curated record. Lineage: Eukaryota; Viridiplantae; Streptophyta; Magnoliopsida; Brassicales; Brassicaceae.